UUUUUAAAAGCCCACUCCGGGUGUUCCCGGCUCAGUGGCGGCGAGCCGGAGGCUGGCUGGGUUUCUGUCCUGGUCUCCUCCGGGGGGAGAGAGAGGCGCGGGGAGAGCACGGUUGGACGAAGAUAACCCAGCCUCACUCCAGAGCCUGCAAUUUCUAGGUCUCCUCCCUGCCUCACCAGUGAGCUCUACACCUGCACCUUAGGUAGAGUUCAUCAUGGGGAACCACUUGACAGAGAUGGCACCCACUUCCUCCUUCUUGCCACACUUCCAGGCCCUGCAUGUGGUGGUCGUUGGGCUAGACUCAGCUGGAAAAACCUCCCUUCUUUACCGCCUCAAGUUCAAGGAGUUUGUCCAGAGUGUCCCUACCAAAGGUUUCAACAUGGAGAAGAUCCGAGUACCUCUGGGGGGGUCUCGUGCCAUCACCUUCCAAGUGUGGGAUGUUGGGGGUCAGGAGAAGCUGCGACCACUGUGGCGUUCCUACACACGCCGGACCGAUGGGCUGGUGUUUGUUGUGGAUGCUGUGGAGGCUGAGCGCCUGGAGGAGGCCAAAGUGGAGCUCCACAGGAUCAGCAGGGCCUCAGACAAUCAGGGUGUGCCUGUGCUGGUGCUGGCCAACAAGCAGGAUCAGCCCGGGGCACUGAGUGCCACCGAAGUGGAGAAGAGGCUGGCAGUCUGCGAACUGGCAGCUGCCACACUCACCCACGUGCAGGGCUGCAGCGCCGUGGACGGGCUGGGCCUGCAGCCAGGUUUGGAGCGCCUGUAUGAGAUGAUCCUCAAAAGGAAGAAGGCACCCAGGGCAAGCAAGAAGAGACGGUGACCUGAGGCUGCUUCCUUCCCGGUGGUAGGGGUCUGCACACUUGGACAGCCAGGCAGAGCCUGUGGUCUCUCACUUUGCCUUGGGCUCAUGACCUGUCCAUCUCAAUAAAGGACUGAGGGACAGACUGGGGGUUCUGUCUUGGUACUGCAUGGGAGGUGGGGAUAGGAGAAGGGAUGUCUUCUCAUGCCUCACUUUCAUCCUUACUUCUGGAGAAAUGGGAGUUGCAGGACUAUGGAGGCUGAAAUGUAAACGGACUCUACCUCGACCUUGUUUCCUGUUCUGUUCCCCUCUGUCUCUCUCUCCCUCUUUUAACUGGAUUCAUUAAGGGGCAAAGAAAAAAAUGCUUGGAGAAUACAUUUGGGAUAAGCAAAACUCUCUGCUCCCUGCUCCCCUCCCCUUGGGAGUCUCAUCCCCCAGGAUGCCUUUCUCUCUGAAUGUCAGUCACAAUAGUCUUGAUAUUUGUGCCUAUGUGGAAGUGCCAAGAGCUGCUGCCCACACUUAAUAGAUCCACUACACUACCCUUUUUAUAAGCUGUGUGUGUCCUCUGUAUUAUUUUAAGCUAUUUUUUAGCAUUUGUUGUAAGUUAUUAAAGAUUGAUGAUACUGUUGCUCAAAA
Messenger RNA from Erinaceus europaeus (western European hedgehog), 1432 nucleotides. RefSeq names its product ADP ribosylation factor like GTPase 4D (gene ARL4D). NCBI's taxonomy places the organism in Eukaryota, Metazoa, Chordata, Mammalia, Eulipotyphla, Erinaceidae. Gene Ontology annotation, cellular component: cytoplasm. Gene Ontology annotation, molecular function: GTP binding; GTPase activity. Gene Ontology annotation, biological process: vesicle-mediated transport; intracellular protein transport. The transcript is spliced from 2 exons. The coding region runs from base 215 to 817 and encodes 200 amino acids. The record is from RefSeq and is a predicted model, not a curated record.